UGGGUCGCUGAAUGCAUGCAAAAUCAAGAGGACCUAAUUCAGUUUAAAAUGUAGCCAUUAUGUCCUUUCCUUUGAUCAAAGAGAAUCAUGUCAAGAGUGAGUGUUAUCAUUAUCUGAAAAUAAUAAACAAUUGCAACAGGUCUAAGGCCAAUUAUAGCGAAGGCCUACGUCUCUUUCUGGCCAGCCUAUUUCAAACGAAAUAUUAUAGGCCAAAAAUGGCAGGAAUUGCUACUGGAACAAGGCCAAAGAAUUUCUCAACAUCUGAUUCAUCUAGUUGAGAGAAAUGGGGAAAUCAGAUGCGCCUGCCCUGCUGAAAAUCACAGGAAAGGUUAUUUUUCAUGUAUCCAGUCCAGCCAAUUUAAAGGCGCUAUAACGUAUAGAUAACUAUUAUUGUUGCAUUAUUCCUCUCCAAGUGGGCAUAUAACUCCACCCUGAGGUCAGUUGCAGGCUGACCACUCCAUUAGAUAUGGCUCAUAACAACAUGCGUGAAGUUGAAAUCAUGAAGUCUUGAGGAGGAUAUUUAGCGCAGAACGCGCUGGAGCGCUAUACCCAACACAUCGGAGCACGUAGGGAUCCAGACAACACGGUCACAUUACGGAAAAUAAGGGUUCUCUUUCAUCAGAGCCCACGUACACAUCUCUUCCAGAUGGAGUUCCAGGGGCCGGAUGGACAGGAGCAGCCCAGCGAGGUGGAGUUGCUGGGGCAGGUGGUGGUGGUGCUGCAGAACCUGCUGGAGGCCUCGCGGCUGCUGUUCCAUCGCGCCCAGCAGAGGGCGCUGCAGCUCGCCGUGGUGCUCUGUCUGCUGGCACUGCUGCUGUGGAUGGCUGUGUUCAUCUAUGGGACCUUCUACUACUCAUACAUGCCAACAGCCAGCUACUCCACGCCAGUUCACUUCUACUAUAGCCCAAACUGUCAGUCAUCUGCUGUGUGCUCUUUUCCAAUGGCCAAUGUCUCUCUAUUAAGAAAAAGCAAGGAUCAGGUGAUGACAUAUGGGCAGCCCUAUCGGAUAUCUCUUCAGCUGGAAAUGCCUGAGUCACCAGCCAAUCAGAAUCUAGGGAUGUUCAUGGUGAAGAUGACUUCAUAUGGCAGAGAUGGAAAGACCAUCAAAACAGCAGCACGCUCUCAGGUCAUGUUGCACUACCGGUCAGUUCUGCUGCAGGUGAUGUCCACUGUCCUACUGUCUCCCCUGCUGCUCAGUGGAGCCUCUGAGCAGAAGCAGCUCGUUACUAUAGAGUUGUUCACAGACUACACAGAGAACUCAUAUUUACCUACUGCAGGCGCUGUGAUUGAGCUGCAAAGCCCACGAGUCCAGGUGUACUCAGCACACCUGUACAUACACGCCCACUUCACUGGGAUCAGAUACGUGCUGUUCAAUUUCCCCACUUUGUCCGCUCUGCUUGGAGUGUCCAGCACCUUCGGCUUCCUUAGCGUCAUCAUCCUCUUUAGUUCACUACAGUACAGCUUUAACACACAGGUCUUACGAUCACGGGUGAGACGGCGGUCUCGGCUGCAGAACAGAAGGGAGGAGAGACCCGAGAGAGCCUACUGUACAGAGCCUACUGACGUUACUGCAGAUCUGAGCGAGAGGCUUGCAGCUGAACUAACGUCACGCUACAAGAUCUUCACAGAUGAGCCAAGCUACUGCACGGAUUCCCCUCCUCUGCUGGUGUCCAGUGACCCAUCUGUAGAAGCUUGUGAUGGGAUGGAAGAGUCCAUUCCUGAGGGAGCAGGGGUGUCUGAGCCGGAGCCAGAUAUGCCGCUAGAUCAGGAAGUGGGAGCAGAGGGUCUGUGUGCGGGAGCAGCAGAGGAGCAGCAGAAGGCCAGCAUGAAUAAGGCUGAACUAGAGGGGUCCUCCAGUAUCCCAGAAGCCCUGGAUCCCCCAGAGGAGGAGCAGGCCAACCACUGUGUCAUCUCCUGAGCUCUUUCACACACACACACACACACACAUACAUGGACACACACCUCACUUCUGCAACAGCCACACAUACAGAGUGUUUAAAAACAGAUGCAAACUCAAAUGACCAUAUGCACACCAAAUGAAUGUUUCUAUGUGUGUCAGAAAGAGAGAGAUGGAGUAAGAGAGAGAGGGAAGAUAGAAAAAGAGAAGAUAGAGAGAGACAGGGAGUGAGAGUGAGAGAUAAAGAGAGGCUGCAUAUUUUGGAAGUAAGGUGAGAGAAGCCUAACUGAUAAGCGUUUUCUCGAAUGUGGGUUGUCAUUUACAGUUACUGAUAGCUCAACCACGAUUUCCCAAACAAAUGAACUGAGCACAUGAACAGGAAUUUAUCUGCACACACAAACCAAGGAGGUCAGAGGUCAAAUAGGAGUUAUCAGUGCAAAAUAGCUGACACUAAAUAGCAAGUACUCUUUGUAACAAAAAGGUGGCACUUGAAAGACCGGGGUCAGCCCAUCCUAAUUGACCUCUAUGAUGUCCUCCACAGGGUCCUCUCAGCUCUACCCUGCUUGUGUCAGACUGGUCUGAACAGAUAGUAGGGCUGGGGUCUGGAGGGGGGAGGGGAGGUGAUCUGGAACCCUCAUUGCGUCAAAGUUAUAUUCAAUUGUCCAAAAAUGGCCUCCACAGUUUCUGUCCAGCUUUACGCAUGCUCUGGCCACAUAGCCAGAUCUGGGACGAGUUUGGGCCAACGCUGGCAUGAGUCCGAGUAUGACGAUGGAUACCAAAUCAGAUGCAAUGCGGUACAUCCAGUGGUCCAGCACUGUCCGACUCUGGAUUUCAGCACCUGAAAAAGAUAAAUGAGGAGCAAGUUCAGAGCUUGCACACACUCUUGCACUCCCCUUUGGCUUUUUAAAGACACACUCACUCUUGCACUAUAGGGGACUCCCUCCUGGCUUUUUAAAGACACAUUAUAGCAGCCUUCACCUUAAGUAAAGCCAUUUGUGUGUUUACUUUCUCUGUUAUCAGAACCCAGCUCAAAGUGAGGAAAAAGUGACUGAACAAGGAGGAUGAGGUGGCACUACUGCAAUGGCACUUAAUGAGCUGCUAGCAAAUUGAAUUUCCCCUGGGAUCAAUAAAGUAUCUAUCUAUCUAUCUAUCUAAUUCAGUUGUGUGUGCUUAAAUAGUAUAUUUCAAAGCUGUCUGCCAAGCUUAAUAUAUAAACCAAACAACAACUCAGUAUGGUUUAUUUAUUUAUGUUAUUUCAUUUUGCUUCUGCUUUUAUGUUCAACAAACAAGUGAUAUUUCUGCUGUUACCAAAAUGUGUAG
This is a messenger RNA of Alosa sapidissima (American shad), 3217 nucleotides long. RefSeq names its product seipin-like. Gene Ontology annotation, cellular component: endoplasmic reticulum membrane. Gene Ontology annotation, biological process: lipid storage; lipid droplet organization. The record is from RefSeq and is a predicted model, not a curated record. The coding region runs from base 647 to 1918 and encodes 423 amino acids. The transcript is spliced from 10 exons. Lineage: Eukaryota; Metazoa; Chordata; Actinopteri; Clupeiformes; Clupeidae.